UAGAAGUCCCUUGGCAUCUUCUCAAUCAGUUUCAGGCUUUCACACAAACUACUGCUGCAUACUUGACAUUUCCUUAUAUUUGUUUCAAAUGAUGGCAUUACUUUUGACACUGGGGACAGUGCUGAUGAUUCUGUGCUUCAGUUUGUGGCUUGCUCUAGGAAUAAGGAGGAGACGUCCAAGAGAGCCACCUUUGGAGAACGGGCUGCUACCAUACCUCGGUUGUGCUCUACAGUUUGGGGCCAAUCCUCUCCAAUUCCUCAUAGAAAGACAAAAGAAAUAUGGUUCCAUUUUCACUUGUCGAUUGGCUGGAAAAUAUGUUCAUUUCCUCACAGAUUCCUUUUCAUACAAUGCUGUGAUGCAACAAAACAAACAUUUCGACUGGAAAAAGUUCAACUUCACAAUUGCUUCAAAGGCAUUUGGACAUGGCAGUAUUGAUCCAAAUGAUGGAAACACCACUGAGAAUAUGCAACAGACCUUCAUUAGAACUCUACAGGGUAAUGCUUUAACAUUACUCAUUGAAGGUAUGAUGGAAAACUUGCACUAUGUCAUGGUGGAGACUAUUACAUCGAAAAUGGACAAUGGUGACUGGGUCACUGACAAACUUUAUAAAUUCUGCUGUCAAGUGAUGUUUGAAUCUGGGUUUUUAACCUUAUUUGGAACAGAAGUUAAUGCAGACCACAAGAUCCUUUCUUCUAGCCAAAAAACCCAGAGAGCAUAUAUUCUUAAUGCCUUAAAGAAUUUCACAGAAUUUGACCAAAUCUUUCCAGCCCUUGUAGCAGGUAUACCCAUCUACUUAUUCAGAAGAGCCCACAGAGCACGAGAGAAUUUGAUUGAGGCCUUGCUCCAGGAGAACCUUAAAAGAAGAGACAAUAUUUCAGAACUUAUUUCUCUCCGCAUGUUUUUGAAUGACACUCUCUCCACGUUUGAUGAUAAGGAGAAAGCAAGAACCCAUCUUGCAGUCCUGUGGGCAUCACAAGCUAAUACAAUACCUGCUACCUUUUGGACUUUAUUCUAUCUUAUUAGGAAUCCAAAGGCAAUGAAAGCAGCCACUGAGGAGGUUCAAAAGGUGUUAGAAAAUGCAGGCAUCAAAAUCAGCUCACAUAGGAAACACAUUUCUUUGAAUCGAAAACAGCUGGAUGGUAUGCCAGUACUAGAUAGCAUUAUCAAGGAAGCAUUAAGGCUCUCCAGUGCAUCUAUGACAGUCAGGGUUGCCAAGGAAGAUUUUGUUUUGCAAUUAACGAGCGGCUCCUAUAAUAUCCGCAAAGAUGACAUCAUAGCACUUUAUCCCCAGCUGUUGCAUUUUGAUCCCGAAAUCUAUUCUGAUCCUUUGGCAUUCAAGUAUGAUCGUUUUCUUGAGGAAAAUGGAGAAGAAAAGAGGAUUUUCUAUCGCAAUGGUCAGAAAUUAAAAUAUUAUUAUAUGCCAUUUGGAACAGGACUUGCAAAAUGUCCCGGACGAUUGUUUGCAGUUCAUGAAAUCAAACAAUUUUUGACAUUGUUGCUUUCCUAUUUUGAAGUAGAGCUCAUUGACAAGAAUGUGAAAUGCCCAUCUUUAGACCAGUCACGAGCAGGACUUGGCAUUUUACAACCUACAACGGAUGUUGAUUUCAAGUACAGACUUAAAGUUUUAUGAACAUGAAGAACAAAACUAUUAUCUUUCAG
Messenger RNA from Pogona vitticeps (central bearded dragon), 1659 nucleotides. NCBI's taxonomy places the organism in Eukaryota, Metazoa, Chordata, Lepidosauria, Squamata, Agamidae. The record is from RefSeq and is a predicted model, not a curated record.